This is a messenger RNA of Mustela lutreola (European mink), 902 nucleotides long. It is a transcript of the gene PTTG1, whose product is annotated as PTTG1 regulator of sister chromatid separation, securin. Gene Ontology annotation, cellular component: cytoplasm; nucleus. Bases 239 to 844 code for a protein of 201 amino acids. The record is from RefSeq and is a predicted model, not a curated record. The transcript is spliced from 6 exons. Gene Ontology annotation, biological process: chromosome organization. NCBI's taxonomy places the organism in Eukaryota, Metazoa, Chordata, Mammalia, Carnivora, Mustelidae.
UGGCUGGAGCGCGGGUCCCGCGAGGAGGACGGUGGGCUGGGGGCUGGAAGCCGGAGGGCCUGGAGGUCGGGGUCUGGGGCUUCCCGGGGUCGUCUGCGUCGCCGAGCCGGGUUGAGCCACGGCCUCGUUCUGCGUGGGCAGUCCUCCAUCUGAUGAGUACCAGGACCUGUGCCAGCCCCAAACCGCCCAGUCGUCUGGAACUUAGAGCCUCCGGCGCAAGUUUCAAGACUGGUCCAGAAUGGCUACCCUGAUCUUUGUUGAUAAGGAAAAUGGAGAACCAAGCACCCGUGUGCCUCCCAAGGACGGGCUGAAGCUGGGAUCGAGGCCUUCAGUCAAAGCUUUAGAUGGGAGAUCUCAGGUUUCAACACCACGGGUAGGCAAAAUGUUUGAUACUCAAGCAGCCGUACCUAGAGUUGCCAGAAAGGCUUUGGGAACUGUCAACAGAGCCACAGAAAAUUCAGUAAAGACUAGUGGACCUCUCAAACAGAAGCAGCCAACCUUCUCUGCCAAAAAGGUGACUGAGAAGACUGUCAAAGCAAAAAGCUCUGUUCCUGCCUCUGAUGACACCUACCCAGAAAUAGAAAAAUUCUUUCCCUUCAAUCCUUUAGAUUUUGAGAGUUUCGACCUGCCUGAAGAACACCAGAUUGCACACCUCCCCUUGAAUGGAGUGCCUCUCAUGAUCCUUGAUGAGGAGAGGGAGCUUGAAAAGCUGUUACACCUGGGCCCCCCUUCACCUCUGAAGAUACCUUCUCCACCAUGGGAGUCUAAUCUGUUGCAGUCUCCAAGUGUUCUGUCGACCCUGGAUGUUGAAUUGCCACCUGUUUGCUAUGACUUAGAUAUUUAAACUACUUAGUGUUUAAUAGUUUGUAUGUUUUGUAUUAAUAAAGCAACUCUUUAACAGA